AUGGAUCUCUCACUACCAGACUCAUUCCAAGCUGCCUAUCUCAGGGAACUGCUCAAUUCCUCUCUUUUGAACCUCAGUUCUCUGAGCAGCAGCUGGUUUUAUAACAGCACUGGAGAUAGAUUCCUGCCAAUGGGGAUCAAGGUGACCAUCGUGGUGGUAUAUCUGAUUGUGUGUGUGGUGGGACUGGUGGGGAACUGUGCAGUCAUGUACGUUAUCGUCAGGUAUACAAAAAUGAAAACAGCCACCAACAUCUAUAUUUUCAAUCUGGCUCUAGCAGAUGCCUUGGUGCUAAUCACUCUCCCAUUCCAGGGCACAGAUAUCUUCCUGGGGAUCUGGCCCUUUGGCAAUGUCCUUUGUAAGAUUGCAAUUGCCAUUGAUUACUACAACAUGUUCACAAGCACCUUCACUCUAACCAUGAUGAGUGUUGACCGUUAUAUCGCCAUCUGCCAUCCAGUCAAGGCCUUGGACAUCCGCACUCCACACAAGGCUAAAGUGGUCAAUGUUUGCAUCUGGAUUCUGGCCUCCUGCAUUGGGAUUCCUGUCAUGGUCAUGGGGUCAGCUGAGAUGGAGAAUGAUGAGAUUGAAUGCCUGGUACAGAUGCCAUCUCCAGAACAUUACUGGGAUCCAGUCUUUGGCAUUUGUGUUUUCCUCUUCUCCUUUGUCAUCCCUGUCCUCAUCAUCACUAUUUGCUAUAGCCUGAUGAUUCGUCGUUUAAAAAAAGUUCGUGUACUAUCUGGAUCCAAGGAAAAAGACCGAAACCUACGCAGGAUAACCAGGCUAGUAUUGGUGGUGGUAGCUGUCUUUGUUAUCUGCUGGACACCCAUUCAAAUAUUUGUACUGGUUCAGAGCUUGGGGGCCAAGCCAGAUAGUGACAUCAAGGUGACCGUACUUCACUUCUGCAUUGCCCUGGGAUAUGCCAAUAGUAGCCUAAAUCCUGUUCUUUAUGCUUUCCUGGAUGAGAAUUUUAAGGCCUGCUUCAAGAAGUUUUGCUUCCCUUCAGCCUUCCGUACUGAGCUGCAAAUGUCCAACCGCAUGUGCAGCAUCGCCAAGGAUGUGGCUUAUGCCUGCAAGAACUCAGACGGUCCGAAUAAUCCGGCAUGA
Molecule: messenger RNA, 1101 nt
Organism: Bombina bombina (fire-bellied toad)
Lineage: Eukaryota; Metazoa; Chordata; Amphibia; Anura; Bombinatoridae
Gene: OPRL1
Product: opioid related nociceptin receptor 1
Exons: 3
Coding region: 1-1101 (366 amino acids)
Biological process (GO): sensory perception of pain; neuropeptide signaling pathway
Cellular component (GO): membrane; neuron projection
Molecular function (GO): neuropeptide binding; nociceptin receptor activity
Source: RefSeq, a predicted model, not a curated record